Molecule: messenger RNA, 3534 nt
Organism: Rhagoletis pomonella (apple maggot)
Lineage: Eukaryota; Metazoa; Arthropoda; Insecta; Diptera; Tephritidae
Gene: pot
Exons: 9
Coding region: 525-3428 (967 amino acids)
Source: RefSeq, a predicted model, not a curated record
UUUGUGGUGAUGCACCCUAAUACUUCGUUAUACGUACAUAUACUACAAUGAGCAAAACAUUUUUGGCAACUCAAGGCAAACGGGCCAACUUGGUAGGUAGUCGACUUGGCGGCUGUGUCAUUGUUGGGCUGGUUGGCCACUUUUGUAUGCUGAUUGCGACUAUUGUUUCGUGUGUUUACGGUUUAUUGGUUUUUCCUUUGAAUUCGUCAAUCAAGUUGGCGAAAUAUAAAUAAAAAAUAUAGCUAAAUAAACACAAAAAUUAAAUGCGAAGCAUAACGCAUAUUCACCGAAAAUCUCAUUUUACAUCACACGUAAAAGAUAAACAAGUUAAGGUCCCACAAAGACCAAAAAAAAAAAAUAGUCAACGAAACAUAAAAGAACAUUGAAAAGUUUGUUUUGGAGACUUAAGAUACAAUAGCGAGUACUAAGAGCGGUAGAAAAAUUAAAUCAGCUCAAUAAAUAAGUAUCUAAAGUACAUCGAAAGACUGUUGCCAGCUUUAGAUUUGAAUGCCUGCAAAACUGAGAUGUUAAAAUUUCAUUACCAUAGUAAAAGAAAAUUCAAAGUUUCCGCACAACAAAAAUAUUCAACAAGAAUGGGCGAAGCUGCUGCCCUGUGGUGUCUGCUGCUAGUGCUUUGUGUGACGAUACAGCUCAAUGGUGCGCGAGCUCAAUCGAAUUAUGUGCAACAAGGCGACAGCGGCAACUACACAACAAACGGCUUGCCCGAGGAGGCAACACUGGACGGAAAGGUCACAAAACUGGAUGAUAUUAGUCCGCUGAUAUUUUUGAAUCGCACAAAAGCAGCGUUAAAUUGUGCGGCCGGCUCAAUGCAGGUGGAUAUGAAAUUUAAUGAACCUUUCCAUGGCAUCAUACAAGCCGAUUAUGAUCGUAGUAGCGCAUGUCGCGUCAGCGGCAAGGGGGCACUUAGUUAUAGAUUGGAGUUGCCACUCAAAGGAUGUGGAACUAUACAGAAUCCUACACGCGUAUUCACCAACAAUAUUAUCGUUCGCUUCCACGCCAAUCUGGAAAUGGAUGGCGAUGAGAUUAUUACGAUCGUUUGUCGUUAUCCACCGCCCAUACCAUCACUGCCGCCAGCUUUACCGGCGCCUAUCUUAAAUCCCAUUGCCACUGGCUCAGUGCUGCAGCCUCCACUUAAAGGUAUACAGCUACUUCUCAUCAUUUGCGCCAUCAUGUUCCUGACAUUACUCUUACUUGGUUUGGCUGUUUCAUACUAUUGUCUGCGCAGCCGCCCAAUACCGGUCGUCCGCCGUCUUCCAAUGUCCAUGGGAAGUGGUUCGGAAAUCACCAAGCUUAGCGGCAGUAGCAUGGGUAAUAUAAGCGCCUUUGAAGGCGUUAAAAUACCACGCGCUAUUGUGCCCAUAGCGGCUGUGCAUAGCUCCUCGGGUAGCGAGGGUGCGCUCAUACCUUCCGACUACCCCAGCGAAUCACAUUCCGAAAUCGAAGAAAUCGAUACGAGAUCACUGCCCUUUAGCUCCGCAGGUAGCUUUGAAAAUCGUGCAUUUGUUCAAGAGACUUCCAGCAUUUAUAGCGAUAACUAUGGCCAUACUCAGGAGGUGCAGGCUGCCAAUGCACUGGCCACCUCAGUGCCUCGUCACCCGAUUGCCGUCAAGGAGUCCUCUUCACCCAAGUUCGACGUGCAAGUGCGUGUCAAGAAGUCACCGCCACCACCUCCGUCGCCUGUUACCUCGGACACCGAAAGUGUCGCCACACUCCGCCCAGAUCGCAACAAUCUUUCGACUAUUAUGGAGACACAUGAAGACCGUGAAAGUAUUAUGACAAUGGAUUCACUGCCAGCACAGAAAGAGACUGUACACAGUCAGUUCACUUAUGUUCCUGAAUUGCAUGCGGCACCGAAGCACACUGUGGAAGUGACGCCACCACCACCACCAGAACCCGUGUUCUCUGUUUAUGCACGCACACACCACGAAAUGGUCGACGGCCGUCCGGAGACUUGGUCAGACUUUACGGAUGCACCGACGGUCAGUGAGGUAACGGAUAUGACUUCCGAGGCACCUGAUAUACACUCGGUUGGUGAAAUGGUCGAUAGCACGCACUUCUUCGAAGCUGAGUACCUGCCACGUGAACCGCCGAUUGUGGUGAAAAAGCCACAGGUCACAUCGCAUACUGUGGACGACGUGUAUUUGCGCACCAUUACGGAAAAGAAAACGAUUGAAGAUAUUGAGAGCCAUAAGCGUCGUGUCACCGAAUACAAGGCGAAGCCGAAACCAUUGCCACCACCAAUUCCAGAUCCAACCUGGGAUGUUAAGAUACGUAAUUAUCCGACCGAACGCGAGCAGCAACGGUGGGAGAACUUCUCGGAUAUUUCAAGCGCAUCCGGCAUGACGCUAACGCCAAAGAUGGAGCGCUCUGAACUAAGCUUGCCAAUUGUGCCCCAAGAGCCGCCACAACAAAUCUAUGACAACAAAGAAAAGCUGACCAGUCCGCAGCUAGUGGGCAAUAUGAAACCGAUUGAAAUGCCCCCAGAAGAUAAGGCGGUGCCCAAUUGGGAUGUGCUGAUACGUAUCUUGGAAGAGCCAGAGUUCUCCGAGGCUGAUGACGCCAGUUCGGUGCAUUCCAGCGUACACCCGCUCACACGCUACAUCAGCUAUGACGAUAAGGCCAAAUGGAAAGAUAUAAUCACAACCGAAUCGUCAUUGCGUACUAUGCUCACGGCGGCAGUUGUGCGCGAAGACUUCGAACGUAUUCGUCAAGACACACGCUACGAGCGCAUCUUUGAACCACAAACCUGGGAUGUUAUCAUCCGUAUAUUGGCGCCACCUGUCGAUGACGAUACGGAUGUGGAAAUGCGCGCACCCAAACGCACAAAGAAAACACAACCGUGGGAUACUCGCUCGCGUCGCAGCUCUUUGCCAACUUUGUACGAAUAUGACAGCGAUGGCGGUUCGUCUGUGCGCACUAUACGCCAAGAUCCCAGCAUGCCAUUACGUGAUAAUAGUUUCAAUAUACAACGUUCGCGUCGUUCGUCACGUACAUCGUAUCACACCGAUCAAAAUGAUUUACGUUCAAUGUCCGAGGUAACGGUAGACUUUGGGCGACCCGAUCACUUGGAUAACGUUUCGGAUGCGAGCUCAUUCUAUCCAACGCAAUACUACGAUGAUGAGGAUAGACGCUCGUUCCAUCGUUCGGUUAGUCAUCCGUCACUAGCACGAUCGGCUAGUGAAUUCACCGAGCACUGGGCAGCACCAGAUGAGCUUUCAUCACCGGAAGCUACGCCCAAAUCGCGUCGUUCACAGCGAUUGACAACAUUCCAGCCGCGUAUACCGGCGCCCCCGCCUCCACCACGCUCCGGUCAAAUUGUAGCGCAAACACAAAGCCAAUACGUAGAGACACGUCGCAGUACAACAUUCCACACCGAGAACGAGGCUACGCGUUCACGUGACUGGUAAACGUGACGAUAAAUUUAACCAAGCAGAUGUGUCAACGCUCUCGAACAUGCUGUGUCCGGGCUGCAUGCGUUUUUACGUGCAUAUGUACGUACGUACGUACGUAGGU